AUGCCUACAGACUGUUUGCUGACGGUGCACGAAUCAUGUCAGGACGACCUAACGACUUGCAUUCACGUGAAGAAGUCACUAGGUGGCGCCACCAGCCAGUUCUACGCGUCGGCCGUGUCCGCGUCGUCGGCUGCUGAUCAGAUUGCUGCCGAGAGGCAAGUCUAUCAUGGCAUCGGCCGUGCAGGGCCAGGUUCAGCUGUCAGUACAAGCCAGGUUCUUCUCGGAGACGGCAGAGCGGGCGCACAGAAGAAAAACAUACAGCAGCAGCAUUCAGUAUCGACGGGAGCCCUGCUUGGGAGUUCACUCGAACGAUCUGCGACCAGCAGGAGCGCUGGAGAGUCGGCCGCUGCCAGGUCUCUCGCAAGCUCAACUAUCAACAGUGUGCGCUCGGCCUCGAUGGAGUCGCUGGAGGACAGCGGUUCGCUGGACCGGGCGGCGCGCGAGGACCCCGAUCUGAAGGCGAACGAGCACGAGCCCGAGGCGUGGAGUCUCACCGUCGACAAGAAGAUGCUGAAGAAGAUGAGUGCCAAAGACAUCAAGAGACAAGACGUGAUAUUCGAGUUGAUUCAGACGGAGAAGCACCACUGUCGCACGCUGAAGGUCAUGCAGAAGAUAUUCCUCGAGCCGAUGCGCAUCGAACUCAACUUCAGCAAUGACAUCAUCAACCGAGUGUUCCCCAACCUUGAUGAACUGCUUGAGCUGCACACAGCGUUCCUGCAGAACCUGCGUGAGCGGCAGCGGCACGCGGCCGCCAUUGACGAAAUCGGUGACAUCCUCGUUGAGUUCUUUGGCGGCGCAUCGGGUGAGGGUCUGAAGCACGCCUACGGCAACUUCUGCGCGCGCCGGCUCGAGGCAGACGCCGAGUACAAGCUGCUGCUGAAGACCGACCGCAAGUUCCAGGCGUUCGUUGCGUGCGCGUGGUUAGAGAUUAAGACGUGGGAAGAGCGCGCGCGAGUCGCUCCAGCCGUCGCUGGUCACGCAGGCAGCAACCGACUGAAGUCCCCCUCAUCUGUGUGUGACUUCCUCGCGCGAGCGAUGCUGGUGCGGUGGCGGCGACGGUGCGUCGUGAAGUGCGGCCGCCUGCUGGGCGGCGAGCAGCAGCGGCGGCUCACGUUCCGACCCAACCUGGAUCUGGACUGGCAAGUGCUGAGGAGCAUAGACGAAGCGAUUGCCUACCAUGAGAGACAGAAGCGGCUAGUGGAUAUCUACAAUCGCAUUGACUCCAAGUCUGUCGGAAUCUUCAAGGGUGGAAGGGGCUUCAAGAAAUCGGACCUGCUCUCGGGGAACAGGAAGUUACUACACGAGGGCAGGCUGUACUGGAAAACUGCACGGGGAAAACUCAUAGAGGUGCUAGCGAUACUACUGACGGAUGUGAUCUUCUUUCUACAAGAAAGCAAUCAAAAAUACCAGUUUGUGUCUCAGGAUGGCAAGAGCGGCGUCGUGUCUCUGCAAAAGUUGCUCGUGCGUGAGAAGGCGGGCAAGGAGGACAGCUGUGGUCUCUACCUGCUCAGCUCCAACCGCAAGGACCCGGAGAUGUACGAGAUGGUAUGUCCGUCGAACAAGCGCAAGAAGCUGUGGAUCGCGUCAAUCCGCAGCGCUGUCGAGACCUGUCCGCCCGAAGAUGAGGAUGAGCCAACCGAGAUGCAGCAGUUACAGCGCGGCAUGGCUGCACGGGCGGCCCGUUUGAAAGAGGUUACAGAGGAGCUUUCGAGGAAGGAUCGUGCGAUCGCCGUCAUCUGCGACGAGCGAGUGAAGCUCGUGGAGCGCAUGCUGGAGGCUGUCGGACGCGCCGAUGCCGUCAAGCUCGUCGGCUGGACCUACUCCAGCGAUGACGACGCACGCAAGCUUGACGUCAAGGAGAUCUCUCACCAGCUGCUGCUGGAGGUGACGCACAUGUCGGCUGCGCUCACCGGCGGCUCGGGUCUCUACCGCAGCGCCAGCAGCGCAGCCGAAUACGAAAGCUGCGUCUACAUCAGUCCCGCGCUGCCCAAGCGCGCCGAGACGUUCGGCGGCUUCGACAGUCCCGCCAAGGAACCGGCCGCUGUCAAAGCUGAAAGUCAAAAGAAAUCUAAGAUCUGCUCCCCCUUGGCGCUGGGGAGGAUUCUACGUAGAGACAGCCCCGUGCGGCGGCAUCACACGAUCGCCGGGGAGCGCGGCGGCGGCAGGGGGCAGCACCACCAGCACCAGCAGCAGCAUGUUAGGAGAGCAGCCACACUCAUUGGAAGCCCGGACGCGGACGCUAUAGCGAGUGUAUUGAAGAAGCGAGUGUCUGGCACGCCAGGGUUGCUGCGGGAUGAGGCAGAAGUCGGCACAGCUAGCCUCGGCACUAACAGCGACUCAGGAGGCUCUGAGCAGAGCGUUGACACGGCGGCGGCGGCGCGGGUUCAGCUGAGGCGGCGAGACAGCGAUGCCGACAUUAAAGAUCGCAUCAGCGUCGGACAGAAGGAGAACAGAGUGAGUCGCCGCAGCAGCAGCUUCCUGCCCGAGUUCUUCCAGCAGAAGCAGCGAUUAGUCGAGCGCAGCAGCGACGAAGCGAGCGACAAGCACGUCGCCGGCGAGCAGCUGACGGUCGGUGGCGCCCCCUUGCCGCUCAUCAUGACGCCGACGAAGGAGAGUGCCGCGUCGGCUCUCCAGGUCACACACUACAUCAACGCGCUGCUGAACGUGCUCAUACAGCAGCACACAGAGCUGGAGACGCUGCGAGUGCAGCUCAUGCAGAGUCAGGACCAGAUGGGCCGCAUGACGACCGAGAACAGCCGCGAGGCGAAGGAGCGCAAGUCGCAGUUCCGCGCCAACCAGCAGCUGGAGGAGCUACGCAACCUCCAGGAGACAAUCAACAAAGAACGAGUGAGGCACUGCACGGCGAGAAGAAGAUACAGCGCGACGAGUACGCAACAGCGACGCAGCGACAUACAGAAGCUCAAGUAUGACAGCCGUGUUGAGCAGCGCCAAUCUAGCGUCCUCUGGCGCGGCGUGCGGAAGCUCGUCGGCCGGCUCGUCGACAAACAUUCCACCGUGACAUGCACUACCGGCACAGAUCACGUGCCCCCUAGAGCGAGUUUGAGCGGCGCUGUCCGACGUGCAGCCCACGAGCUUCUCCGAGGAGGAUCACAAUCCCCGCUCCUCGCGACGCUGCCGGCGGGCGCACCCGCGCGGCGCGCGGCGAGCGCCUCGUGCAUUUCACAGCGCGAACGAACGAGGCGCGCAUGGCUCACAGCCAGAGCGAGGUGGCGCUGCCGCGGCAGCAGCUUCCAGCGAAGCUCGCCGCCGAGACCGUCGGCGACGCGAGCGCGGCGAGUUCUCGCCAGCCAGCAGCUUCAGCGCCGGCCAGAAGGUGUCGCCGGUGCAGCAGAUGCUGCCGAUGAAGCUGUCAAGCGGCGCGGCGGCGCGCGACGAAUCGCGCCAGACGCUGGUGCUGCAUGGUCAGCAGCUGCCGAUGAAGUUGGUCCGAGUCUAUCAGCAUGUCAAAGAGCCGACAAGGAAGCGGCAAUGGGGGGGGGGGCGAAACAUGCAAGAGCAAAGUCGACCCCAGAGGAGGUGAUCUACUUCUGA
Messenger RNA from Priapulus caudatus, 3552 nucleotides. Its product is annotated as rho guanine nucleotide exchange factor 28-like. NCBI's taxonomy places the organism in Eukaryota, Metazoa, Priapulida, Priapulimorpha, Priapulimorphida, Priapulidae. Gene Ontology annotation, molecular function: guanyl-nucleotide exchange factor activity. Bases 1 to 3552 code for a protein of 1183 amino acids. The transcript has 22 exons. The record is from RefSeq and is a predicted model, not a curated record. Gene Ontology annotation, biological process: regulation of Rho protein signal transduction.